UGGCAGGCGAGCCGAUAAAUCGCGGACGGGCGUCACAUUCCACUCCGCGCGUACCUCUUGUCGCCCGCCCUCGUCAGCUUGCUCACCUACUGUGAUGGCCAUGCCGAUGCAUCUCAGCCGGUUCUUCCCCGGCCUCGUUGUUUCCUCCGGAGUCCGAUCGACGGUCGGCGCAAGGCCGUCGCUCGCCAUCCGAUGCGGCGGAGCCGAAGGCGACGCCCUCGAGGCGAACUUGGACUUCGACAAGAAGGCCUUCCGUCACAACCUCACCCGCAGCGAGAACUACAACCGACGCGGGUUCGGCCACAAGAAGGAGACCCUCGAACUCAUGAACCAGCAAUACACUAGUGAUGUGAUUAAGACGCUGAAGGAGAACAACAACGAGUACACAUGGGGCGACGUGACGGUGAAGCUGGCGGAGGCGUUUGGAUUCUGCUGGGGAGUGGAGCGAGCGGUUCAGAUUGGUUACGAGGCGAGGAAGCAGUUCCCUGAAGAGAGGAUUUGGAUCACCAAUGAAAUCAUCCACAAUCCGAUGGUCAACAAGAGGUUGAAAAAGAUGGAAGUCAGAGACAUUCCCGUUGAUGAUGGCAAGAAACAAUUUGAUGUUGUUGAUAAGGGUGACAUCGUGAUUUUGCCAGCAUUUGGAGCUGCUGUUGAUGAGAUGUUUACCUUGAGUCAAAAGAAGGUCCAGUUAGUUGAUGCUACUUGUCCAUGGGUGUCGAAGGUCUGGAACACUGUUGAGAAGCACAAGAAGGGUGAUUAUACUUCAAUUAUACAUGGCAAAUAUUCACAUGAAGAGACCAUUGCAACCGCUUCAUUUGCAGGAAAAUAUAUUGUUGUGAAGAACAUGACCGAGGCACUGUACGUAUGUGAUUACAUUUUUGGUGGGGAGUUGGAUGGAUCUAGCUCAACAAAGGAAGCAUUUCUUCAGAAAUUCAAGUAUGCGGUUUCUGCGGGAUUUGAUCCUGAUGUUGACUUAGUCAGAGUAGGUAUUGCAAAUCAAACUACCAUGCUCAAAGGUGAAACAGAGGAAAUUGGUAAACUGGUUGAGAAGACCAUGAUGAGAAAAUAUGGAGUGGAGAACAUCAAUGAGCACUUUGUUAGCUUCAACACCAUUUGUGAUGCCACUCAGGAAAGACAAGAUGCUAUGUACAAGCUGGUGGAAGAGAAACUUGAUCUAAUUCUAGUAGUUGGUGGAUGGAACUCCAGUAAUACUUCACAUCUACAAGAGAUUGCUGAGCUCAAGGGAAUUCCAUCUUAUUGGAUUGACAGUGAGCAGAGAAUUGGACCAGGAAACAGGAUAAGUUAUAAGUUAAAUCAUGGAGAACUUGUUGAGAAAGAAAAUUGGUUACCUUCCGGUCCAAUAACGAUUGGAGUGACCGCAGGUGCUUCUACUCCUGACAAGGGCCCUUCUUUCUUCCCAACUUAAGAUGCUGCUUCUGCAAUUCUCAGCAUUUUGCAGGCUGUGGAGGAAACACUGGUCAAGAUCUUCGACAUCAAACACGAAGAACCCUUGCAAUUAGUAUAGCUCGAGACAAGACCUGGAGCGAUUUGUUGUUCAUCGAAGCAAGCUGCGCUGCAUGUACUGCAUUACGUUAUACAGUAGUCAUUGCGUUAUACAGAAUAAUGUUAAGCUGGUAAACUGUUGUUUGUACCUCUAAACUCUUCCACCUUGAGUUGAUGUAUGUGGGUUGAUGUAUGUGGGUCCUCUGUUGCUGACCUCGGCAAUUGCUGUCCCAUUUCACUAGUUGUUUCCAUAUUGCAUGUUGUGAUCGUUGAAUGUAGGUAGGCAAUGGCAACCUAUAUUAUAUUGAUCAUUUUGCAUAGUAGACAUGGAUGUGGUUUUGUUUA
Messenger RNA from Musa acuminata AAA Group (dessert banana), 1848 nucleotides. Its product is annotated as 4-hydroxy-3-methylbut-2-enyl diphosphate reductase, chloroplastic. The record is from RefSeq and is a predicted model, not a curated record. NCBI's taxonomy places the organism in Eukaryota, Viridiplantae, Streptophyta, Magnoliopsida, Zingiberales, Musaceae. The coding region runs from base 95 to 1426 and encodes 443 amino acids. Gene Ontology annotation, molecular function: 4-hydroxy-3-methylbut-2-enyl diphosphate reductase activity; metal ion binding. Gene Ontology annotation, biological process: dimethylallyl diphosphate biosynthetic process; isopentenyl diphosphate biosynthetic process, methylerythritol phosphate pathway. The transcript has 11 exons.